Messenger RNA from Calypte anna (Anna's hummingbird), 11083 nucleotides. RefSeq names its product LDL receptor related protein 6 (gene LRP6). The coding region runs from base 372 to 5210 and encodes 1612 amino acids. Lineage: Eukaryota; Metazoa; Chordata; Aves; Apodiformes; Trochilidae. The transcript has 23 exons. The record is from RefSeq and is a predicted model, not a curated record. Gene Ontology annotation, biological process: chemical synaptic transmission; canonical Wnt signaling pathway; Wnt signaling pathway involved in somitogenesis. Gene Ontology annotation, molecular function: Wnt receptor activity; Wnt-protein binding.
GAGGCCGGGCAGGGGGAGGAGGUGGAGGAGGACUGUAUCCCUGCGCCUGUGCGCGCCCGGCGGAGGCGGAGGCCGAGGCCGAGGCCGGGAGAGCGAGCAGACGGGUGGAUGGGGGAACGGCCGCGGCGGUUGCGGUGAAGCAGCGGCCGGCAUGGAGGGCAGCGCCCGCUUCCCCGGCGGCGCGGCGGGGCAAGUCGCCUGCUAGUGACCGGCGAGGGGGCAAUCUCCGUGUCCGCCCUUCCCCGCCUUCCUUCCCCCCCCUUUUCCCCUUCCCCGCCACCUCCCCCGCCCGCCUGGAAGCAUGAACUGGCAGCGGAGGUGCUGCUCCUCGCCACCGCCUCCCCGCCGGUGAGAGCGAGGAGGGAGGGAAGAUGGGGGCCGUCCUGCGCAGCCUACUUGCCUGCAGUUUUUGUUCCCUGAUGAGAGCUGCCCCACUGUUGCUGUAUGCCAACCGGCGGGAUCUGCGCCUGGUGGACGCUGCCAACGGGAAGGAGAACGCGACGGUGAUCGUGGGUGGCUUGGAGGAUGCAGCAGCAGUGGACUUCCUGUUUGUAAAGGGGUUGAUAUACUGGAGUGAUGUAAGUGAAGAAGCCAUUAAACGAACAGAAUUCAAUAAAUCUGGGAGUGUACAAAAUGUGGUCAUUUCUGGACUUCUGUCACCUGACGGGCUGGCAUGUGACUGGCUGGGAGAGAAGUUAUACUGGACGGAUUCUGAAACAAAUCGGAUUGAAGUUUCUAAUUUAGAUGGAUCACUAAGAAAAGUUUUGUUUUGGCAAGAGUUGGAUCAACCCAGGGCAAUCGCCUUAGAUCCUGCAAGAGGGUUCAUGUAUUGGACAGACUGGGGAGAAGUGCCAAAGAUAGAACGUGCUGGGAUGGAUGGUUCAAGCCGCUCCAUUAUAGUCAACACAGACAUAUAUUGGCCAAAUGGACUGACGCUGGAUUAUGAGGAACAGAAACUUUAUUGGGCAGAUGCUAAACUGAAUUUCAUCCACAAAUCAAAUCUGGAUGGAAGCCAUAGGCAAGCAGUGGUUAAAGGCUCCCUUCCACAUCCCUUUGCUCUGACGCUGUUUGGGGACACGUUGUACUGGACUGACUGGAACACACAUUCGAUCUUGGCCUGCAGCAAGUACUCCGGGGAGGACCUGCGUGAAAUACAUUCCAACAUCUUCUCUCCCAUGGAUAUUCAUGCUUUCAGCCAAAAGAGGCAGCCGAAUGCUACAAACCCAUGUGGAAUUAAUAAUGGUGGCUGCUCCCACUUGUGUUUGAUGUCUCCUACCAAGCCCUCUUAUCAGUGUGCAUGUCCUACUGGUGUGAAACUUCUUGAGAAUGGAAAGACCUGCAAAGAUGGUGCCACUGAACUGCUGCUUCUAGCCCGACGGACAGAUUUGAGGCGAAUUUCCUUGGACACCCCAGAUUUUACAGACAUCGUGUUGCCCCUGGAUGACAUCCGUCAUGCCAUUGCCAUUGACUUUGAUCCUUUGGAAGGGUACAUCUAUUGGACCGAUGAUGAAGUUAGGGCCAUACGCCGCUCGUUCAUCGAUGGGUCAGGCAGUCAGUUUGUUGUCACAGCACAGAUUGCACACCCUGAUGGCAUUGCUGUGGACUGGGUUGCCCGGAAUCUGUACUGGACUGACACUGGCACAGACCGUAUCGAAGUUACAAGGCUUAAUGGGACCAUGAGAAAAAUCUUAAUAUCAGAAGACCUGGAAGAACCCAGAGCCAUCGUGCUGGAUCCUAUGGUUGGGUACAUGUACUGGACUGACUGGGGAGAAAUCCCGAAGAUUGAGAGGGCAGCAUUAGAUGGCUCAGACAGAAUUGUGCUGGUGAAUACCUCACUUGGGUGGCCAAAUGGACUGGCACUGGAUUAUGCAGAAAACAAAAUAUACUGGGGAGAUGCCAAAACAGACAAAAUAGAGGUAAUGAAUGCUGAUGGAACUGGGAGAAGAGUUCUGGUGGAGGACAAGCUGCCUCACAUCUUUGGAUUCACAUUGUUGGGAGACUACGUGUAUUGGACAGACUGGCAAAGACGCAGCAUCGAACGUGUGCACAAGCGAACAGCAGAAAGAGAGAUCAUCAUAGAUCAACUGCCUGACCUAAUGGGCCUGAAAGCUACAAAUGUCCACCAGAUAAUUGGUACAAACCCUUGUGCAGAGGAAAACGGGGGCUGCAGCCAUCUCUGUCUGUACAGACCCCAAGGCCUCCGCUGCGCUUGCCCCAUAGGCUUAGAGCUCAUCAAUGAUAUGAAAACCUGCAUAGUUCCAGAAGCUUUCCUGCUCUUUUCUCGAAGAGCAGAUAUCAGAAGAAUCUCUUUAGAAACAAACAACAACAACGUUGCUAUUCCACUCACCGGAGUCAAGGAAGCUUCUGCUCUGGAUUUUGAUGUGACAGAUAAUCGGAUUUACUGGACUGACAUUUCCCUAAAGACCAUCAGCAGAGCAUUUAUGAAUGGCAGCGCACUGGAACACGUUGUGGAGUUUGGCUUGGAUUACCCGGAAGGCAUGGCCGUAGAUUGGCUGGGGAAGAACUUGUACUGGGCUGAUACUGGAACCAAUCGUAUAGAAGUGUCAAAGCUGGAUGGGCAGCACCGCCAAGUGCUGGUGUGGAAAGACCUUGACAGUCCCCGAGCUCUGGCACUGGACCCUGCUGAGGGGUUUAUGUACUGGACCGAAUGGGGUGGUAAGCCAAAGAUUGACAGAGCUGCUAUGGAUGGCACUGAGCGGACUACUUUGGUACCAAACGUGGGACGUGCUAACGGCCUGACAAUUGACUAUGCGAAAAGACGACUGUACUGGACUGACCUGGAUACCAACCUGAUAGAAUCCUCCAACAUGCUAGGCCUUGACCGUGAGAUUAUAGCUGAUGAUUUACCUCAUCCAUUUGGCUUGACCCAGUAUCAGGACUACAUUUACUGGACAGACUGGAGCCGGCGUAGCAUCGAGCGAGCCAACAAGACCAGUGGCCAGAACCGAACUAUCAUCCAAGGGCAUUUGGAUUAUGUUAUGGACAUCCUGGUCUUCCAUUCCUCCAGGCAGGCAGGCUGGAACGAGUGUGCCUCUAGCAAUGGUCACUGCUCCCACCUCUGCCUGGCAGUCCCUGUUGGUGGGUUUGUCUGUGGAUGCCCAGCUCACUAUUCCUUGAACUCUGACAACAGGACUUGCAGUGCUCCUACAACCUUUCUGUUGUUCAGUCAGAAGAAUGCAAUUAAUCGAAUGGUGAUAGACGAGCAGCAGAGUCCAGAUAUCAUACUCCCUAUCCAUAGUCUCAGAAACGUCCGAGCCAUUGAUUAUGACCCCCUGGAUAAACAACUGUACUGGAUUGAUUCUCGGCAGAACAUCAUCCGGAAGGCACAGGAAGAUGGCAGCCAGAGCCUCACUGUUGUGACCAGUCCAGUUCCUAAUCAGAACCUAGAUAUGCAGCCGUAUGACCUGAGCAUUGACAUCUAUAGCCGCUAUAUCUACUGGACCUGUGAAGCUACUAAUGUGAUCAAUGUGACACAUCUGGAUGGGAGACCCAUGGGAGUGGUGCUCAAAGGAGAUCAGGAUAGGCCCAGGGCCAUUGUGGUGAAUCCUGAGAAAGGGUACAUGUAUUUCACCAACCUACAGGAAAGGUCUCCUAAAAUUGAAAGAGCAGCAUUGGAUGGAACUGAACGAGAAGUCCUUUUUUUCAGUGGUUUGAGCAAACCCAUAGCCUUAGCUAUUGACAGCCAGCUAGGCAAGCUGUUCUGGGCUGAUUCAGACCUGCGUAGAAUUGAAAGCAGUGACCUUUCAGGUGCUAACCGGAUUGUUUUGGAAGACUCCAAUAUCUUGCAGCCUGUGGGACUAACAGUGUUUGAAAACUGGCUGUAUUGGAUUGACAGGCAACAGCAGAUGAUUGAAAAGAUUGACAUGACUGGUCGAGAAGGACGUACAAAGGUUCAAGCUCGUAUUGCACAACUCAGUGACAUCCAUGCUGUGAAAGAGCUCAACAUUCAGGAAUACAGACAACAUCCUUGUUCUCAAGAUAAUGGUGGCUGCUCGCACAUUUGCAUCGUCAAGGGUGAUGGCACCACGCGCUGCUCUUGCCCUGUGCACCUUGUUCUGCUGCAGGAUGAGCUGUCCUGUGGGGAACCGCCAACAUGCUCCCCUCAGCAGUUCACCUGUUUCACAGGUGAGAUUGACUGCAUCCCAGUGGCCUGGCGCUGUGAUGGUUUCACUGAAUGUGAAGACCACAGUGACGAAAAGAACUGCCCAGUGUGCUCAGACACCCAGUUCCAGUGUGAAAGUGGACAGUGCAUAGACAGUGCCCUUCGGUGCAAUGGAGAAGCAAAUUGCCAGGACAACUCAGAUGAGAAGAACUGUGAAGUGCUUUGUUUGACCGAUCAGUUCCGCUGUGCCAGUGGGCAGUGCAUUGGGAAAAGCAAGAAAUGUGAUCACAACCUGGACUGCAGUGACAGCUCAGAUGAGCAAGGAUGCUACACCACAGAGGAGCCUGCACCCCAGCCCAACAACACAAUAGGCUCCAUCAUCGGUGUGAUCCUUACAGUUUUUGUGGUUGGAGCAAUGUACUUCAUCUGCCAGAGGGUGCUGUGCCCACGCAUGAAGGGAGAUGGGGAAACAAUGACCAAUGAUUACGUGGUGCAUGGUCCAGCCUCUGUACCUCUUGGUUAUGUGCCUCACCCAAGCUCUUUGUCAGGCUCGCUUCCUGGGAUGUCUCGAGGUAAAUCUGUGAUCAGUUCCCUCAGCAUCAUGGGAGGGAGCAGUGGGCCACCGUAUGACAGGGCCCAUGUCACUGGAGCCUCUUCCAGUAGUUCUUCAAGUACCAAAGGCACUUACUUUCCUCCAAUUUUGAACCCACCACCCUCACCAGCUACUGAACGUUCACAUUAUACAAUGGAAUUUGGUUAUUCUUCAAACAGCCCAUCCACUCAUAGAUCCUACAGCUACAGGCCUUACAGCUACCGGCAUUUUGCACCUCCCACCACCCCCUGCAGCACGGAUGUCUGUGACAGUGACUAUGCCCCCAGCCGGAGGGUCACCGCGGCCACAGCCAAGGGCUACACCAGUGACUUGAACUAUGACUCGGAGCCCGUCCCCCCGCCGCCCACUCCCCGCAGCCAGUACCUGUCGGCGGAGGAGAACUACGAGAGCUGCCCGCCUUCCCCCUACACGGAGAGGAGCUACUCCCAUCAUCUCUACCCACCGCCCCCCUCCCCCUGCACGGACUCCUCAUGAGGGGUAGCCCCCCCGCCCCGUUAUCUGCCUCCGCCGCGACCGUGUAAAUACAAAAAGUUCUUCUGGGGAUGGGGGGAGGGAGCUCUCGGUGAGGGAGGAGGAGGAGGUAGGACAGUGUACAGUUAAAUGUUAUUAAGUGGAGUGGAAGAAUACUGAAGAUAUUUGUACAGAAGAGAAAAAAAAAAAAAAGGAAAAAAAGAAAAAAAAGGAUAUUUAUAUAUUUUCUUAAAACAGCAACUGCUGCUUGUGCCAUAAGAAGAAAAAUUUUUGUAUAAAAGAACCCAGACGUUUGUACAAAAAGUUUUUAUUUUUGCAAAUGGAACACAAAAACAUGCCUUAAUCCAGUGAAGUGACUGAGCACAUAAGGAAAUGGAAGGACUGGGAUGUAUUACUUGUCCACCGAGGUGAGAUGUGGGGUUCGUCAAUACCAAAAAUGUUUAAAAGUAAUUAAUAUUAAAGAAGUCCGUCUCGGAGCAGCAUACCAUUGAUACUUGGAAGUAGCCAAAUAACCUCUAUGUUAACUACAGAGGGCCAGCAACUAAAGUUAAACUUGAAAACGCAGUCAGGACAGAUAUUAACCUUACACAAAGGGCUUUGUUUUCUACAGAAAUACAGCAAUCGUAGCAGUGAAUCCAGACAGAUAAUCACACACUUUUUAAAAUGAAAUACUCCUCUGUUUCUCCUUAAUGCAUUUUCCAAACGAGCAUUUAGAUUUUUCUCCUUGCUUCUGGAAUAUCAGUGAUUUUUGUUUGGUAUAUUUUAAAGUUUGCUUUUUUCUCCUGUUUAGCUUUUCCCAUCUCUUCUGCUUCCUUUCUUCCUGCCCGUGUCACUUUAAGUCAUGAUAUCCUUAUUUAAAGUACUCCUAGAACUGGGCUGCUGUAAAUUCUCUUAUUCUCCUAAUUAGCCUUGUCCUGCAGUGAGUAUCAUGCUGUACAUUACUUCAGUUUGCCAACACCGUUGGAUUCUGUUUUGUACCAGGUCAGUACGAUUUUCACGUAAUUGACAAGGGUAAUAUGCAUAUACCUGAAUGAUUUUUAGUCCCUUAAAAAAAAAGAAAACCUUAUUUUGACCUAGUGCCCACGAAAUGUCAAAUAUUUUUAUACCACAUAUAAUAUAGACAGCAUAUUUAUAAACUAUAAAUUUAACCGCGGAUUGUUAGUUUUACUGUAAAUGAAUAAUAUAUCCUUGCAGUGCUUUCAGUGUAUAUUGAUAUCACAGUAUACAAAUCAUAUAUAUAAAUAUAUAUUAUUUUUUUUCCUCGUAAGGAAGCAUUUAACUUUCAGUGGAGCAACUGUUCAUAAAAAAAAAAAAAAAAAGAUGUUAUGCUCAUUGGAAGGGGUUCCCGUGCUGUAUUAACUGCUCAUGAUUUCUUUGUGUUAGGUAAAGCCAGUUUUUCCCAGUAUGAUUUUGACAUACCUCCUCUUUUGCUUGGUGUGAGUUUAAUACUCUAGUGUUAACCGCUGUGAAUGUCAAAUUGUAUGAUAUUCUUAACCAAACCAUUUUAUAUUUGCAUCUCUAUUUUUAUAUACUGUCAUAUUUAGCCCCUUCUCCUGUCAGCCUCACCAUGGUGAUUUUGACAGGGAGAGUAUAUAAUCAAGUGAAAACAUUAUUUGUGUAGGUUGAGGGGCCACCUAGGAUAUUAUUAACUCCUCUUUGACUCCAGUGCAGUGUUUUGAAUUUGCUUUGGCUGUAGUGGAGCUCACAGUACACCUGGUCCUAGAUGGCAUUAUGCAUUUGCACCUUCUGUUGAAAUCAAGUCCAUGCUGAAGGUGCUUGAUGCCUUCAAAGAUUGGCUCUCUGAGUAUUUUUCUCUCAAAACAAAUGUACUGAGGAACUUCUGCCUCCUGGCCUUUGGGCAUGGUAUGGGUGUAACAACUCUUCAGAGGUGCCAUUUGGAUUUUACUGUUUUCUGUUGCUUAUAUCCCAGCCAAUUUCCACUGAAAGAUAAACAAUCUGAAGAUGUGGCAUCGUCUUUAAGUUGUGCUGUUGAAAGAAUUAGCGACAAGUGACUCUUGCUAGUGCUGCCACUCAUUUGGAUGGAGUACUGGAGCCUCACCUAGUUUCAGCUCCAGGGAAAACUAUGGCAUUUGGGAUUCCAGCUGUAAGAAAGGGUCUUUCUAGUAGUCCAAGAUACCUGAGAAAACUUUUAUUUUAAAGUUUUGGCAGUCUCCAGCCUAUUGCAGCUGAUCUCUGGGUCUGGCAUACUAAGGUGUUUUUCUGGCCAGCUUUCUUAUGGAUAUCUAGGAAUCGUGGUAGCUGUUCUUCUGGCUCUUCCUUGCUGGUGAAGCAGUUCAUGUUCUCCAGCAGGAUGGAUGUUGAGGAGGGUAUUGUUAACUAUAAGGGAACUCAAAACCAUUUAUAUGAAGGGGGGAGGAGGGCAGGUGUGUCGGGGCAGGGGGAGCUGAGGCUGGCACACCAAUGAGAAUAGAAACUUCUCUGUUGUUUACAUUUUUUCACGUGCAGCAUUCCGUGUGGGGUUCACAUGUGGAAACUUGCACUAAUGAACUCAGAAGAAUAUUGCAUUGUUGUAUCUCAGUCCAAGUGCUUGUACUGCGAUGGCAAUGGUCUCUUCUUGCAAAAUACUUCUUUUCAGUGUGCCAAUUUCUGUUUGAAAACCUCUAAGGUGGUUGAGCUUAAGGAGUGGUAUCCUCUUUCUGGUGCAGUCAGACCGCCUCACUGAGCCUUCCUUCUGCAGGUAAAAUCCAGAGGUUGCUAAUUACAGCAGGGGUUCUUUAGGAGAAAAAUGUUCUCUGCAUCUGCAUUGCACUACCUGGCUUCUGCUCUGGUUUGUCUCCAUGCAUAACUCAGUUGAAGUCAGCAGGGUGGACGUAUCGUUCAGUAUAGGACUCGAUCAGUACUUUUAGAGACAUAUGUUUCAGUUUGUGCAUCAGGUAUUUUGAGUGAUCUGCCUCUGGGAGGUACAGAUGAAGGGAGAGAGAGUGGACAGACUAUGUGUUUUGCACUGAAGGUGACCAGCAUAGGGAGAAGGCUGUUUCUCAUUUGAACUAACCAAAGAAUGUAUUUAGUGGGAAGCUGUGAUCUGCCUUUGCAAGUAUGUGUAUUUUCCCAGUAAAUUCAGAGUAAAAUUUUGAAAGAGCUGAUGAUCUGUGAAGUUCCCCUUAGGCAGAACACCAAAUUACAAAAGCAUUGAUGCAACUAGUGAGUGCACCUGACCCAGUCCCAGUGGAUAAGCCAUAGAUUGAUUGAAAAUUGAGACCCAGUUUCUCUCUUGUUCUCUGCCACCAAGCCAGUUGUGAUUCAUGUUCUCUCCUUCGCUCAGUGUGGAUCAUGUUUUCUCCUGCUUCUCAUAUUGACAAGGGUGUUGGGACUGUAGAUAACUCACAUGUCAGUUCAGGAGAUCAUUAAAGUGGGCUUGUAGCAUUAGUGUGUAAGUGGUCUCACUGAUGUCAAUGAAACUGCUUGUCUAAAUGUUAAACACAAAUAUCCUUAUCUUACAGCCCCAGGCACACACACAGUGGGGCAUUUAACUCAAGUACUCAUGGUGCACUUUUUCCUCUAUGUAGACACCUGGAGAGUGUUCAUAGCUGACUGGAGAUGCAAGUAGCUGGCAUGCUCUGUCAGAAAAGGAGCAGUCCUUUGUAGUAAAAAACAAAAAAACCAACAUAUUUUGUUGAAAACCAACCUUUGCAUGUUCAGCAGGAACUUAGCAUGUUUCAGUGACAACAUUAAUGAGACCUAAUCUGGCCUUUUAAAAUUCCACCUCCCGUGCCAUACUGCCUGCAUUUCAGACCUUCCUAAGGAGCACUCCUCAUUUCUCCACUGCCUUUGGACACCAAGAUAUUUAUUUGAAAAGAACUUAGAUACAACAAAUGGAACGUGCACAUAGCAUGUGCAUUUGAAGGAAAGGUUUCCAUUAAUAUAAAUUCAUGCGACCUGUGCACAUACAUUAAAUGAACUAUUUACAGUAAUGCAAAAUAUGCAAAUGAGCCAGUUGAUAUCAAAGGAUUCAUUUUGCUGUAACUUUCAGUGUUGUAAAUUCCAGAUUACUGCCAUAACAUUUUCCCCCCACAUGCAAUGUACAAGUAUAUGUAUGUAGGGGCCAUGAAUCUUUGAUAAUGUGAGUUUACCCAAAGCUAGAAGUCUUCUCUCUGGUGCAUUCCCAUUCACACACCCCUGUGUUGGCAGAUUCACCCUCUCUGCCUUUCACAGGGCUAAUGCUGGGUGCUGUCUCUCAUUAGCUGUCCUUGUCUGGUGCAGUGGUAGGACAGACAGCAGAAUAUUUGCUACUUUAAACCUGAAGAGAUAAUACUCAGUCAUGCCAGACAGCAGGGGAAGCACAUUUUUCAGGCUGUUCCCUUUCUUUUGGAGUCCAUUCUGCAGAUGAGUAAAACUUCUGUUUUCUGUAGAUACAUAAACAUCAAUCUCUGUUACUCCUAGCAUAACUAUGAAGAAAAUUGCACCCAAACUGCUGAACAUGGCCAGUGCUACAAUCCACCUCAAGUGAAGGUGCAUGCAGAAAAUCUGUAUUUAUUGCUCUAAAUGGCAGUGUUCUGGUCACCAGUUGUGCAUUGCAUCUCUAUUUAUUAUAGCCUGCUCUCUAGAAGUGGCUUAAUAUGUGAGUCUUAAACAUAAAUCCAUUUGAACUAGUUAAACCUGUUCUAAGAUGACAAAAAAGUUACUAUCUUUAGUACUGAGUAUUUCUGUACCUUACUGCUUGGACUGAUCUCCUUGAAAUCAAUUGAUUAUCACCAUUCUAGAGGGUGGAACUCCCUAGUCACACAUGCUGUUGAACUAAACCUCUUAAAAAUAUCUCCCAAAAAAUAAUCACUUUUUCUCCCUGAUGUUUUUGUCUUGAGCAUGUUUGUUGUGCAAUAUUGUUACAGGCAGAAUCUGUGCUUGCAGCAGGUUACUAGCAGGCUGUUCAUUGGGUGCAAAAAUAAUUUGAACAUUGUUGUUCAGAAAUAGCUUUCUUAGCCAUGAGAUUUCUUUUAAAAUUGCAUUGUGGUGGGGUUAUUGCUUGAAAAUCAACCUUUAUCUUAAUUGGCAGGUGACAAGUACACCUUGAAAACAAGUUAGGAGUGACCUACUAGCUGGAAAGAUGGUACAAAACAUUACAUUUUUUUUCUCAGAGCAGUAAAACAAAAUACUGUCUUUAUAUAAACUGGGCAAUUUUCUUUGAGUCUUUAAAAAGGGCAGCCCAGUGGAUGGAUGCCAGUGUAGCAUUUCUAGGGAGUGGGCAAUUGGCUCCAUAACUGCAGGGCAGGGUAAGUACAGUGAGCACAUUGGGAUCGGGGCAGGGAUUGUCUUGGGAGCACACAGAGUGAGGGUGAGGAUGAAACUGGGAGAGGAGACUUGUUCCCUGCUUUUAAAUAAAGGAGAAGCAUCUUUGAAGUCCUGAUUAAAAUGGCUGUAGCCUGAAGCCAGGCAGGGAAGAGUCAGGGAGGCAAAAAGAAAGUGUCUUUUUGUAAAAGAGGAUACCACCAGGCUUAAGCUGAACCAGCCUUGUUUGCAAGUGAAGGAUCUGGUGCUGCUUUCAGAUUUUAAUCUUGUUUUUGGUUUGUUCUGUUUGUUCUUUUUUUCUUUUCUUUUUUUUUUUUUCCUUUUCUUUUUUUUUUGUAAGCUUUAAUCACUGUUUGUCAUUGUCUUAAAGCCAGCUGGUGUCUCUUGUUCAUCAACUUUGGUACGAUGGUGCUUUGCAAGGAUGUAUUUAUAUUAUAAUGACCAACAUUUGGUCAGCCCUAUUCACUCAUUCACUAACCUUUUUUUUUUUUUUUUUUUUUUUGUAAAAUAAAGUGCUUUACUUGUAAGGUGUAUAUAAACCUUGUAAAAAAAUCCUUUCCAAUUAUUACUAUAAACUGAGUUGUAACAAAUGAAAUGUUGAUUUUUAUAAUAAAACUAAGAGUGAAAAAGGA